CAAGGCACACCGGCUACAGCCCAGAUAUUGAUGUCGUUUUUCGUUGCCAUCAACAAGAACACCGGACGUACCUUCAUCCCCCUCAGUAAUCACAGCAGCAGUACCAACAAACCAAAUAAUCAAUCAUGGAGGGCGUCAAACACCAAAAGACAACCUACGCCCUCAAAGGCAAUAAGCCAGCCAUGAUUGGUAAUGUUGGAGGUCAUCAGAAAAAUACAAUCAACAAGCCCGCUACUGCUGCUGCAGUUGCUGAAGGAGAUGGGGUCCGUCGGGUUACUCUGGCCGAGUACAAGCAGGCUGCUCAGUGUCUGGCUGAAGCCUUUGCCGAUGACGAUGUCGCUAAAUACUUCACCGAAGUCCCUGAUCGUGCUCAUUGGACCGAGAAGCAGAAGUGGGACCUUCACGUGAGUAUUCUGGAGUACAUCACGUACGCCCAUAUCCUGAAAGGCUUGGUGCUUGCUGCAGGUCCAGACUACGGAUGUGUCGCCUUAUGGAUGCUCCCAGGUCAGAAUAUGGACGAUUAUUUGACCAUACUGCGUAGUGGAAUGUGGAGACUGUGGUACAAGCUCUCGGCCGAAGGCAAGACUCGCUUCUUCGACGAGUUCUUCCCUCUGCUUCAUGACACCAAGCACGAGGUCAUGGGAGUGCGCGAUGAUGAGUCGUACUAUCUCGUAUACAUCGGCACCAAGCCCGCAGCCCGUGGCAAGGGGCACGCGCGCAAAUGUAUCGAAUAUGUGACCAAGAGCGCAGAUGCCGAGGGUAGAGCUUGCUACCUCGAAAGUAGCAAUGCCGCCAAUCCGGCGAUCUACCGCAAGUAUGGCUUCGAGACCAUUAAGACCAUCCACCUCAAGCGUGCUGAGAAGGUGGUGGAUCUUGACAUCAUGGUCCGCGAGCCCCAGCCUGGAAAGAACCAGUCCUCGUUGAGCCUUGAGAAGGUCGACAGCCUGGUUUCAAACGCCUCGUCCGUAACUCGUCCAGUUUCUGUCUCCAUGAAACUGGGAGGCGAGAAGGAGGCAAUUGCCAGCAUAUCUGUCAUCUGAUGGUAGUUGUGACGUGUGCUUUUGUUUCCGUUGUGUUUCGUGUUUUUGAGUUCCAACCCUCGUCGCUCGUUGUAUUGUCUUAAUUGCUGCAGUCUGACCCCUUUUCAAUCUCUCACUGCUUCCUCUUAGCACGCUUUUUCUUAGCUAAGUUAUACAGUUGUUGCACAGCCCGUCUCACUCUCCUAUUCG
This is a messenger RNA of Aureobasidium subglaciale EXF-2481, 1229 nucleotides long. RefSeq lists its product as uncharacterized. The coding region runs from base 126 to 1040 and encodes 304 amino acids. Lineage: Eukaryota; Fungi; Ascomycota; Dothideomycetes; Dothideales; Saccotheciaceae. The record is from RefSeq and is a predicted model, not a curated record. The transcript has 2 exons. Gene Ontology annotation, molecular function: acyltransferase activity, transferring groups other than amino-acyl groups.